Molecule: messenger RNA, 1209 nt
Organism: Medioppia subpectinata
Lineage: Eukaryota; Metazoa; Arthropoda; Arachnida; Sarcoptiformes; Oppiidae
Source: the annotation of a GenBank genome assembly
UCGCUAAGAUCUUGAGUGGCAUUCAGUGCUCCGGAGCUUCGCUUAUAAUCUUAUUGAAAAUAUUAAACAGUGUUUAAUUUGAUGAGUGUUUCGCAGCAAAGAGGUUGAAGUGCAUCGAUUCUGGAGAGCGAUUAAUAGUCCCAUAGAUAUAGCGUGUGAGAGGGUUAUGAAUUGUGAGGGAGUGUGUGAGUGAGUGAAUAGAUUAUACAUAUGAUUGUUGUGAAUGUGUUUUGUGUGGCUCUCUAUCACUGUUUUUCUGCCCUCAAGAGUAUUAUAUUAUGAAUAGAAACGAUAAUAUUAGCGAUAGUACGGGUAUUCGCGAUGAUAUGACAGCUAAUAAUGCGUUAAAUAAUGAAAACCCUAUCAUUGAUGUCAAUGAAGAUAACAAUAAUAGACCGAAAUCUCAUUCAAAUAAUCUAAUAUUGAGACGAUUUUUAGAUAAUAAUUGUGUCGAUGAAUGCAAUGCCAUCGUAAAGAAGUCUUCCGAUAGAAACGCAAUCAAUUUUAUGGUGUUGGGAUAUUUCCUAUUGCUUGUGAUCGUUGUUUACGCCUAUUUUGGGACUUUAAUAAGCGAUAUAUUCUUCUCCGGAAACAACGCCAGCGAUGUUUACAUCGAAACCAAGAAUCACACAAUCAUUAGGGAUGGCAGCGAUUCAGCGCCCAUACGAUCCACACAAUCGGCUAUUAAUAGCGACGACGACAGCACUGGUAAUGAGGGGAAGGAGAAAAAGUUUAUUAAAACUAUAACAUCGACCGAAAUAAUUGUCAUCCUAUGGCUAACACUGGUGUACGGGUCGGGUUUGCUAUUGUUUUUGCGGUUCAAAGUAUUAAAGCUGGAAAGGGAUCCAAACAGUGAGAAACAUAAGAAGAAGGACAGUCAGGAAGAGCUGAACGCCUUUCUCGCCAAUAGUCGUAAACACGAUAAGAAUUCAUUCAAAAAGAAGAGCUUAGCAAACGAUAACCGGCCGCCGACGGGCAGUGAGCACACAAGUGAGCCGUUUUGGCACAAAUAGUACAUUCAUUUUGACAUUUGGGUAACGAUUUAGAAAAUGUCUGCAAAAGAGAUAUUUUUAAAUGUGAUUUCCUUGAAAAUGCAUUUAAUUAUAUAUGUUUAACACAUGUAUAGUUGUAAUGCUAUAAUUGAGGCACAGAAUUGGGAACAGAUAUCUAGAAAAGUCACUGAUUGUCACAAAGAGAGAGAGAGAGAGA